This is a messenger RNA of Physella acuta, 752 nucleotides long. RefSeq names its product large ribosomal subunit protein mL40. The record is from RefSeq and is a predicted model, not a curated record. Lineage: Eukaryota; Metazoa; Mollusca; Gastropoda; Physidae. Gene Ontology annotation, cellular component: mitochondrial ribosome; mitochondrial large ribosomal subunit.
GUCAUAGUUUUAUUUAGGUUAGGUUUAGGUCGUUUAGGCUUUAGUAAAAGUUUAGAAUUAGAGGUUCUACUCUGCGCUAUGGGCAGCAUGGCAAGGUUUUCUUUGUUGACAUCUUUAACUUCUACUGCAUCUCAGUCAUCAUAUCUGUUGAAGCCAUACAUGUUAUGUUCAAGUUUUCAUACUCAGUCAACACCUUUAUUAUUUUAUAAGACUCAUCUUUUAUGGGCAGAACCUAUGAAAAAGAAGAAAAGGAUUGACCCUGGUAUUAUUGCAGCUCGGGAAGCAAAGAAAAUCAAAAGAAUAGAAAAAGAGAUAAGGAGACUCACAAAAUUUGGUCGAAUUUUAAAGCCAGUUGAUGAAAUAGAAUUAGACAAUAGAAAGUUAAAAUUAGCCAAUGAACGGAAAAGAAGCCCCCUUGUACCAUCAUUAGAAAGGGAUGAAUCGAGAGCUGCUUUAACUAAAAAAUGGGGAUUUCACAAAACAAAACAGUGGCAUUUUGAGUACAAAUUGUGUGAACAGAUAAUGUCUGCACAAUUUGAAGCUCUACAAGAAUUGAAAGCAGUUUCACAAGAUCUAUAUCAGUCAGCUUUAUUGGUUGACUACAGUUUUAUUCCUAUAGAAUUUCAAGGGCCUAAAGAGUCUCCAGCUUUUAAAGAUUAUAGUGUUCCUGAUGGGGAAUAUGUAGAUACAACUAGAAAAUAUUAAAAAUUGUGUGUGAAAUAUCUAUAAUAAAAUAUGUUUAUACACUAACA